AUGAAGGGAAGCUGCAAAGAAUCGAAAUGUGAUGAUUACAUAAAGAUAUGGGAUUGUGGGAGCCCUCUGUAUGAUGCCUAUGAAAUAGUAGCCAUUACCCACAUUGUUGAGAGGCACUUGAUGGCUUUGCCUAAUUAUCUCACUUCACCACCAACAAAUCUCAACCCUUCAUCUUCAUCAUCAUCUUCAUCUUCAUCUUCUUCUUCAUUUUUGGAUAAACAAGUAAAAACAGAUGGGAAAUUCUCUGUGCUGAGCUUCUUGAUGAGGAGGUCAUCACUUAUGGUGGACACAACUCCAUGGAAGAAGAAGAAGAGGAAAAUAGGUGAGGCAGAAAGGAAGAACAAACAGAAAUCAAAGAGGCAGAAAGUUGGGGUUUCUAUCUUCUUUCAGUGUCCAUGGAAGAAAUAG
This is a messenger RNA of Andrographis paniculata, 408 nucleotides long. RefSeq lists its product as uncharacterized. NCBI's taxonomy places the organism in Eukaryota, Viridiplantae, Streptophyta, Magnoliopsida, Lamiales, Acanthaceae. The record is from RefSeq and is a predicted model, not a curated record. Bases 1 to 408 code for a protein of 135 amino acids. The transcript has a single exon.